AUGGCUGGAAGCAAUAGCCCACCUAGAAGUGUGGAAGUUAGCGAUAACGCUGGCAGUUCCAGUUCGGUUUCCAAAGCCAACAAAGUUCUUAACACUAAAGGUGACGAGAGGGCCAGUGUUAUUGUAAAAUUCAUGAGAAGUAUCUUCGGAUACAGAAAAACUUCAUUGACGUUUUUUGUGUUCCUAGCAUUGUUCUUUACAGUGAUUCUUACAUUUUUGAACAAUAGUCUUGAAUAUUCUAUUCUGCUCCCAGCAGACAAGUUUGAAUCUGAGAUAUUAGAGACUUCUUGGUCAGACUUACAGCACAUAGCGUUAUCGGAGCAUUCAUAUGGAUCACACGGUAAUGAUUUUGUUCACCACUUUCUACAGGAUAAAAUUGUAAGCCUAAUCGAAGAUAAGAGUUAUAUUGAAUACGAUAAUGAUUUGAAUUAUACAAACAACAUUUUGGUGAAACCGUUCGAUUCUAAAAGCGUCUGGUAUUAUGAAAGCAAUAAUUUACUUGUCAGGAUAAAUGGGUCAAAUAUGGAUUUACCGGCAAUUCUAGUGAGUGCCCAUUUUGAUUCUGUACCUUCGAGUUAUGGAGUAACUGAUGAUGGAAUGGGAAUUGCAUCCUUGUUAGGAUUGUUAAUGUAUUAUUCGUCUAAAUCCACCUCACAACCUACUCGUUCUAUUAUUUUAAAUUUCAAUAAUAAUGAGGAAUUUGGUUUGUAUGGAGCAAGAUCGUUUUUAAGCCAUCCUUGGUUUGAAAAUAUAAAAUACUUCCUUAACCUAGAAGGAGCGGGCUGUGGUGGUAUGGCCACUUUAUUUAGAGGGACUGACUAUGGCAUCUUGAAAUACUUCAAGAAUGUGAGAUAUCCUUAUGGUAACUCUAUUUAUCAGCAGGGUUUCAAUAAUAAAUUGAUUCAUAGUGAAACCGACUAUUUUGUUUACAAAGAUGUUGGAGGAAUAAGAGGAAUUGAUCUUGCAUUCACUAAGCCAAGGGAUCUUUACCACACUCCUGAAGAUAAUAUCAAAAAUAUAGAUAAGAAGUCCUUAUGGCACAUGCUUUCAAACACAUUAGACUUCGUCGGACAUAUUGCCUCGAGACAGAUCGAUCUUGAUGUUGAAAACAAAGGUUCAGAGGCGAAAGCAAGCCGUGACUUUGCUUUUUUCACGAGUGCAUUCAACAAAUUUUUUGUUUUUCCUAUUUCAACACUUAUAGUAUUCAACAUUGUUUCAUUGGUAGUGAUUCCAAUAUUUUGCUUACCCUUAUUUGUUAUUAUUUUUAAUUUCAAAAGAAACUGGAACAUUAGUUUUAUCAAUUUUAUCAAAUAUCCGGCGUCAUUGUGUGUUUCUAUUUUCGUUGUGAACGUCAUUGUCAAUGAUUACAUCGUGAAAGUAAAUGAAUUUCUACCCAAUUCAUCUUGUGGGCUAAUUGUGAGUACUUUGGUAUCAACUUUUUUGCUUUUUAAUUAUUUCACGUUAAAUGCCAUUAAUCUUCUCUUCAGGAAGUUUAAAGUUAAAGUUCAUGACGAAAAGUUGAUCUCAAUUUUACAAAAUGGUUUUUUCUACUGGAUUUUCUUGAUUUAUUCCACCAUUAAACUCUCUGAAAAUAAAAUAGGUGAUGACCAUACCGGUGAAUAUCCUUUGGUAUCAUUGUUUUUAUUACAGUCUGUGGCGUCAAUCAUAGGAUUACUCGGUUGGGUUUUUAAGUCAGCGCGCAAAUAUCCACAUAUUUCAGAGGAUAUGCAGCCAUUGCUUGCAAGAGAUGAUCACUCUGACUACGGGUCAAAUCAAGCUACACAUGAUGCCGGGCUCUCUUCUCUGUGCUCUUCUUUUUCGGUUAUAAACCCAGAUGAAUUGCACAUACGUAAGUGUGAGACAUCGUUUAGUUAUGACUGGUCUCUCCAGUUUUUAUCAAUUGUUCCAUUGUCAUCACUAAUAAUUUAUAACUCAGGAUGGUUGGUGUUUGAAGGAUUGAAUAAGGGGGUACAGGAAUCGUAUUAUGACGAGCUGUAUGUAUUUCAAUUCCUUAUGGCGUUCUCGAUAACUUGGGUCAUUCCGGUGUUACCGUUUGUAUUCAAGCUCAAUAGAAUUAUUGUUUUGAUAUUAAUUUUGAUAACUUUGCAGGGCUUAGUCGGCAUUUACGUCCGUGAACCUUUUGACCAGCAGAACCCCUUGAAGUUACGAUUUCUUCAAACAGUUGAUUUAUCAGUAUCUCCCAAUGUGAGCUAUGUGAAUGUUCAAGGAAGAAAUACAGCUCCAAUUUCUCAAAUUCUAAGUGAUGUGCCAUCUUUCAAGGAUUCAAAGGAGCCUUUGAAUUGCCAUACUUUAUCAAAAGGAUUAGCAAGUGGUUUGCAGGUAUGUACAUACAAAAGUAUGCUACAGCCUCAUUUAGUGUCAGGUGCUCAUGGCUUCGAAGACUACAUAGAGGUAGAUGUUCUUCAAAACUCAACAACCAACUUUGGUAAUCCUUUUGGUUUAAUCACUGGUGAAUUGAAAAUUACAGUUCCAAAUAAUAGAGUUUGUAACUUGAAUUUCAAUCUUUCUGAAGAUACCACUGAGAUAAUGACCAAGGAAAUGCUGCAAAUUAGCCCAGUAAGAAUAGUGACAGUAUAUGCCAAUGGAAAAAAUCAUGUAAAUUCUUCAUUUAUCAGUGCAAAAAAUGAUUACAGCGCACUUGCUGUCCCUGAGGGAUCCUCGAGAGAUAAACAAGGCAAUUAUAUCUUCAAGGAUCUGGAUGGCAUUGAAGAAUUAAGAUUGAAUAAAUUGGAUUGGAACUCCGUUUACCAUGUAGGUUUACAGUGGGUUCCUAGUGUUGUUGAAGAACUGGACUCUCAGACAGAAGCGAUAGAACUUAAUAAGUUAGGAGUUAAGAUUGAUUGUCUAUGGACUGAUACUGCAGGUUCUCCCGAUGAAAAAAUUGGACAAAGCGUUCCAGCUUGGACUGAACUUUUGCACUAUACGCCCAAUUACGUAAACUGGGCCAACUUGGAUAGUGGUUUAGUUUCUGUCUCAACUUACGUAGAAUUAUAA
This is a messenger RNA of Priceomyces carsonii, 3015 nucleotides long. RefSeq lists its product as uncharacterized. NCBI's taxonomy places the organism in Eukaryota, Fungi, Ascomycota, Pichiomycetes, Serinales, Debaryomycetaceae. Gene Ontology annotation, molecular function: metalloexopeptidase activity. The transcript has a single exon. Bases 1 to 3015 code for a protein of 1004 amino acids. The record is from RefSeq and is a predicted model, not a curated record. Gene Ontology annotation, biological process: proteolysis.